This is a messenger RNA of Nanorana parkeri, 1104 nucleotides long. RefSeq names its product deiodinase, iodothyronine type I (gene DIO1). The transcript is spliced from 4 exons. NCBI's taxonomy places the organism in Eukaryota, Metazoa, Chordata, Amphibia, Anura, Dicroglossidae. The record is from RefSeq and is a predicted model, not a curated record. Gene Ontology annotation, molecular function: thyroxine 5'-deiodinase activity.
GGUCACAUGACAGCAGAUAGCGUGUCUCUGGAAAGGAAACACCUAUAUGUUCUUGCUGCCAGAAAAUAGUUCCUCUAGGGGACAGUCCCCAUGAAGCAGGUUAGGCUACUAAUAAAGAACCCAGCGUGAGUGCUGAAUUCCACAGUUGCAAGUUGGGUUGAUUCGGCGUCGAUGUCUGUCCAGAGGAUAAAACUCAUCGUUCGCUAUGUGCAGAAGACGCUGAUCUUCUGUUCUCUCUUUCUGUAUGUGGCAGUAGGCAGACUCCUCAUGCUUCUCUUCCCACAGACCAUGGCUUCAGUGCUGAAAUCCCGAUUUGAGAUGUCCAGCGCUCACGUGCCAAGGUUUCAGUACGAAGACUGGGGACCCACCGUCUUCACCUUCAAGUUCUUGUGGUCUGUGCUGCAAAUCAUGUGGCUGCGCCUGGAAGAUGAAGCGUUUUUGGGGGAAUCUGCCCCUAACACACCUGUGGUGGACCUGGAUGGUGAACAGCACCACAUUUGGGAUUAUUUUAAAGGUCAGCGGCCAUUGGUUCUCACAUUCGGAAGCUGUACAUGACCCCCGUUCCUGUUUAAGCUCAGCGAGUUUAAUAAGCUUGUCCAGGAUUUCAACUCCGUGGCUGAUUUCUUGAUUAUCUACAUUGAUGAGGCUCAUGCAGAAGAUGAAUGGGCCUUAAAAAACAACAUCUCAAUAAAGAAGCAUCAGAACAUUCAGGACCGCCGGGUAGCAGCUAGACGUCUGCUUAAGGAGCUGCCUUCUUGUCCCGUAGUGUUAGACACGAUGGAAAACUUGUGCAGUGCCAAGUAUGCUGCCCUCCCUGAGAGGCUUUACAUCCUACAAGAGAGCAAAAUUGUUUAUAAGGGCAACAUGGGUCCCUGGGGCUACAAGCCAGAAGAAGUGCGUUCUGUUCUUGAGAAAAAUAAAUUGUCUGGGUGUCACCUCCAACUCGACAGUGACAGAAGAAAAGCUCAGAACUAGCGACAGACCAGCCAUGGAUUCUCCUACCUGCAUACAAUGAUGGAUGUUGUGUAUUCAAAUGAAACUGUAUGUGGUGCUCCGCAGCCACAAGCAACAGAAAUAGACUUGUUUUGGGGUGUCAGCCCCAAC